AUGGGUGGGAGAAAAUUUACGUACCAUUCGGAUAAUGGCGUGCACAAAAGUAAACUGGACCGUUAUUUGGUGUGUAGGGAUUUCUUUGCUAAAUGGCCGGCAGCUUCGGUUGUAGCCUUAUCUAAUAUGGUUUCGGACCAUUGUCCUAUUCUCAUGACAGUAUUGGCUCAGGACUUUGGUCAAAUUCAAACGAGGAUUUUCAAUUCUUGGUUAGUUCUACCCGGUAUUAUGGACUUCAUAAAACAGUCAUUGGAGAGUUUUUCGUUUCAGGGGGCGGCUGAUUUGGGUCUGGCAGUUAAAGUUAAACUGAAGUGGAUAAAAUUUAAAUUAAAGGAGCGGGUGAACGUAAUAAAGGCGGAGAAGGAGCUGGUCUACAAAGAAAAGUUAGCGUUAUUAGAAAAUUUGGAAAUUCAGGCUGAAGAGCGUUUGUUAACAUCAGACGAAUUGGUAAACAGAGCUGAAUGCAAAAAGGUGAUAAUGGAGGUUGAUCGGGUGAAAGCUAUGGAUUUGAAGCAGCGGUCCAGGUUAAAGUGGGCCAUUGAAGGGGAUGAGAAUUCGUCCUUCUUCCAUAAUAUUGUGAAUGCAAAUCAGAAUUCUAAUCGAAUCAAUGGGCUGUUGAUUAACGGGGUUUGGGAAACGAAUCCGGUACUGAUAAAAGAUGAAAUCUGCUCUUUUUUUGCCCAGAAGUUCCAAGAGCCUAUGGCUGUUCGGCCUAGGCUGUCAUGUCCGUAUCUACCUCAAAUAUCGGCAGCUGAUGGUGACUUGUUAGCGGCCCCUUUCACGUUAGCGGAAAUUAAAUAA
This is a messenger RNA of Helianthus annuus (common sunflower), 801 nucleotides long. RefSeq lists its product as uncharacterized. Bases 1 to 801 code for a protein of 266 amino acids. Lineage: Eukaryota; Viridiplantae; Streptophyta; Magnoliopsida; Asterales; Asteraceae. The record is from RefSeq and is a predicted model, not a curated record. The transcript has a single exon.